Messenger RNA from Fusarium sp. VM40, 774 nucleotides. NCBI's taxonomy places the organism in Eukaryota, Fungi, Ascomycota, Sordariomycetes, Hypocreales, Nectriaceae. The record is from the annotation of a GenBank genome assembly.
AUGCCUCAUCCACAGGUAGCCCUAGCAGCCCUUUUGGCCCUAUGUGUUACCGGCGCCCAAGCCGAUGGCAUAGGCCUCAUCGGCUGGGGAAAGACUCUGUAUAAUCCAACAUGCUCUUUCGCCUGCCGUAACGUUGUUCGAAAACAACCGCUCUCUUGCACUCCGGCCGAGUCAAGUGAGAACCAUGGAACGGCGCAUAAUCCUGUCACGACACCUCCCGGGUGUUUUGUCGAAGAUGAUGUCUUUCUCAAAACUAUGGCUCUCUGUAUCGAUACGUACUGUCCUCUUACAGAGAAACCCUCUAUGAGUCUUAUCAAGGACUACUGGGCAUCUCAUCUUGGAACGGGUACGCUUGGGGAUUAUCAGUAUACCCCUGCAAUGUCGUAUGAUGACGCUUUGAAGGCGGCUCGAGAAGAUGAGUCCAAUGCAUCUCGGAACUCAAGUUCGAAGAGUGGUAGCCACCACAUGGAGAGAACUACUCUUUCGCGACGCCAUGGUGGUCACGAUACUUCAGUAAACGAAGGUCUCGUCACUUUCAACGUCUCAAGCUCUCUGCCUUUCGCCGCUGGCGGCACCAACCCUCUCAACGAAACCAGCUUUAUCAGUCCCGAAAAUUGGCAGCUACAAUACAACUACAUGUACGACUUCGAGACCAAUGAAGCAGGCCACUCGACCAUGGCCAUCAUCAUCGCCAUCGUUGCCAUCUUUCUCCCAGUUAUACUAUCGCUCGUCAGGUUCUUCCCUGCUCUGACGAAGAGUCGCGGGUGGACUUAG